This is a messenger RNA of Sipha flava (yellow sugarcane aphid), 2058 nucleotides long. Its product is annotated as maltase A3-like. Lineage: Eukaryota; Metazoa; Arthropoda; Insecta; Hemiptera; Aphididae. The record is from RefSeq and is a predicted model, not a curated record. The transcript is spliced from 10 exons. Gene Ontology annotation, biological process: carbohydrate metabolic process. The coding region runs from base 47 to 1906 and encodes 619 amino acids.
UUCGUUUCAUUUCAUAACAUACAGUUUCAAUAUAUUCAAAUCCAAAAUGUUCUUAACAAUAAUUGUAAUCACAUCAUUAUUAAGCUUAAGAAUAGGAAAUGCAGAACUUUUUGGAAAAGAAGACAAUGAUUUUUUCAAUAAUGAUAUGUAUAUGAAAACAAACAAGUAUGAAAAAUCUGAGAAACACCAGUAUAUUGGAAACAUAAAUGAAAAUGAUAUAAUAAAAGAUAUUUCCAAAUUUUUUGAUUAUUUAAGCAUAAACCAAUUGGGUAAGAGAAAACCAAGAAAACUGGAUUGGUGGCAAAAAAGUGUAUUUUACGAAAUUUAUCCUCGGUCAUUUAAGGAUACGACUGGCAAUGGUAUAGGAGACUUACGGGGUGUUAUUGAAAACAUACCAUACCUCAAAGAUUUGGGAAUCGGUGCAGUCUGGUUAACCCCGAUAUAUCCAUCCCCGGGAUUCGAUUUGGGUUAUGACAUUACAGACUUCAUAGGUAUAGACCCAUUAAUGGGUUCAAUGGAUGAUUUCGAUGAUCUACUAAAUAAACUUCACGAAAACGGAAUAAAAUUACUUAUGGAUUUUGUACCUAAUCAUACAAGUCACAAACAUGAAUGGUUUAUUAAAUCUGUGCAAAAAAUUGAACCAUUUACCGAUUAUUAUGUAUGGGCCAAUGCAAAAUAUAUUAAUGGCACAAGGCAACCUCCAAACAAUUGGUUGGCUUUCGACGGACCAUGUAUGUGGACAUGGAAUGAACAACGGAAUCAAUAUUAUUUACAUCAGUUUCACAAAGAACAGCCGGAUUUAAAUUUUUGGAAUCCUUUAGUUCGUGAAGAAAUAAAAAGUAUAUUAAGGUUCUGGUUGGAUAAAGGAGUCGAUGGAUUUCGAUUGGAUGCCAUAACACAUUUAUACGAGAAGCAAGAUUUGAUGGAUAUGAAAAAUCCUAUGGACAAAAAUGAAAGAUAUGGAGUUGUUUCAAGUCUUAAUGAAACCUUUAGUGAGCUAAGUAUUUGGAGAUCUAUUGUUGAUGAAUAUAAACAAAAGGAUGGCCAAACAAGAGUCUUAAUAUCUGAAACUUAUGAAAAUAUAGAGAAGGCGAUGAAGUAUUAUGGAAAUUCAACCCACCCUGGUAGCCAUUUUAUACUAAAUGCUUAUCUUAUAUCUUUACGUCAGGAAUCAGUUAGUAUGUACAUUGAAUUAAUUUCUCAAAUAUUAGCUGAAUAUUCCUCAGAUAAAUGGCCUAAUUGGACAAUAGGAAAUCAUGACAGGCCACGCGCAACUAGCGCAUAUGGAGACGAAUUAUUAGAUGGUAUAUGCAUGAUACAAUUGCUUUUACCUGGAACACCUGUUGUCUAUUACGGUGAUGAAUUAGGAAUGACAAAUACACAUUUGAGAGAAGAUCAGAUUAUUGAUAGCAAAUCUAAAAGGUUGGGUGUUUCUAAGGCUCGAGAAAUGAGUCGUACACCACUCCAGUGGAACUCGAAAGCUCAAGCAGGAUUUUCUAAUAAAACCAAAACUUGGCUACCAGUGAAUCCAAACUAUGUGAACUUGAACGUCAAAAACCAGUAUUGUUCUACUACUCGUAGUCAUUUGAAUAUAUUUAAACAACUUGUAGAGUUGAGACAGUUAGAGGUUUUUCGUUCAGGAGAUGUAAAUCUUUAUGAAGUAUCCAAAUACGUUUUGGCUUUUUCUAGAAGUAGCAGUAUUUUUAAAUCAUAUUUCGUUGUAAUAAACAUGGGUAGUGAAUUGGAAAACAUAAAUCUCAGGAAGGUUAAACGUUUUCUUCCUUCUAAAAUGACAGUGAGAGUUGCCAGUGUUACUGCGGAACAACUGACUGGGGACGUUAUUGAAACAGAGUCAUUUACUUUAAGACCCAGUGCCUCACUUGUAUUGGAGUCGUCAUUUUUUUAAACCACGAAUAUUAUAGUUAUUUAUAAUAUACAUAGAUACCAUGUAUUUAAAAUAUAUAAAUGAUUUUUUAUUUUAAUUAUGGUUCCGUUUGGUAAUUGUUUCAAAAUACUGAAGUAAAUAAGACAAAUAAAUACUGAGAAACCUGUGGAUGA